AGCGGCAGAGGUACAGGUGCCUCCGCGGCGCAGCCAGGCCGCCCUCCGGCCCGCAGCCUUCCGACCGGGGCCCACUCCCCUUCUCCCGCCUCACACUCGGGCCUCCCUCCCGCCCCGCCAAAUGCAGGCCGUCGCCCUCCCUGAGGAGAUCUGUUGGCUCCUGGAAGAUACUGAAGAGUUCCUGGCAGAAGGUUUGCGGAAUGAGAACCUCAGUACUGUUGCAAGGGACCACAGAGACCAUAUUCUACGGGGCUUUCAGCAAAUCAAAACCAGAUACUGUUGGGAUUUUCAGCCCCAAGGGGGAGAUCUUGGACAGGACAGCUUUGAUGACAAUCACAGUGGAACUCUUGGCCUGUCCCUCACAUCUGAUGCACGCUUUUUGUCUGAUUAUCAGGAAGAGGGAACGGAAGACAUCCUACGAGGAGCACAAGAGCUUGAUAACAUCAUCAAACAGGGAUACUUGGAGAAGAAAAGCAAAGAUCAUAGUUUCUUUGGAUCAGAGUGGCAGAAGCGAUGGUGUGUUGUCAGCAGAAGCCUCUUCUACUACUAUGCUAAUGAGAAGAGCAAGCAGCCCAAAGGGACCUUCCUCAUUAAGGGAUACAGUGUACGGAUGGCCCCCCACCUGCGAAGAGAUUCCAAGAAAGAAUCCUGCUUUGAACUGACCUCCCAGGAUAGGCGCAGCUAUGAGUUUACAGCUACUAGUCCAGCUGAGGCCAGAGACUGGGUGGAUCAAAUAAGUUUCUUGUUAAAGGAUCUCAGCUCCUUAACCAUUCCAUGUGAAGAGGAGGAGGAGGAAGAGGAAGAAGAAGAAGAACAAGAACAAGAAGAGAUGUAUGAUGAUAUUGAUGGUUUUGACUCUGCAAAUUCUGGUUCCCAGUGCAGACCCAUUAUCUUGCCUGGGAGUGUGGGGAUAAAAGAGCCUACAGAGGAGAAAGAAGAAGAAAUUUAUGAAGUGUUACCAGAUGAAGAGUGUGAUCUAGAAGAGGAUGAGAGUGGCACUCGAAGAAAAGGAGUAGACUCUGCCAAUUAUUACCAGGGCCUAUGGGAUUGCCAUGGUGACCAGCCAGAUGAACUGUCCUUCCAACGGGGUGACCUCAUCCGCAUUCUGAGCAAGGAGUAUAACAUGUAUGGCUGGUGGGUAGGAGAACUGAACAGCCUCAUUGGGAUUGUUCCAAAGGAGUAUCUCACCAGUGCCUUCGAAGUGGAAGAAAAAUGAAGCCCAGGAAACAUACUCUUCUAUCCUGCCUUUAUGAAGAAACUGAUUAUCAAGAGACCCCACUCCCUACUCCUGCCACCCCACCAACCACCAACGCAAUGGACUCUACUGAAGAGACUGAAGUAGUGACUGUGAACCACCAAUAAGAUAGGUGGGAAGAGGCGCAUUCAUCAAACCCAUUACUAAACCUGCCUAGUCAUAGCUCAUCCCCAACUCCAAACACGUCCACACAUCCACAUCUGCCUUUUCCACGGGCUCAUCACAAAGAGGGUGAGAGAGAAAGAGGAAGUUGCUUGUUGUUCUAGCUGGUUUGAAAAGCACAAAUAAACUUCAGAUUUGGUUCCCUGCCAUG
Molecule: messenger RNA, 1568 nt
Organism: Propithecus coquereli (Coquerel's sifaka)
Lineage: Eukaryota; Metazoa; Chordata; Mammalia; Primates; Indriidae
Gene: SKAP1
Product: src kinase associated phosphoprotein 1
Exons: 13
Coding region: 122-1216 (364 amino acids)
Cellular component (GO): plasma membrane; cytoplasm
Molecular function (GO): protein binding
Source: RefSeq, a predicted model, not a curated record